UUGCGCGUGUUCUAUGGGCUGCGCGAGAUGGUGACGACCCGUGACGCCCCAAUGGUUGCCGGGGCACGGUGCAGGCGUUCGGAGUCUGGCGGCUCCUCUCUUUUACGCACCUCUCGUCAGGAGCGGGCGGCUGCGACUGCGCCUUGGGCAGCCGUCCGGGCCUAGAACCAUGAGAUCCGGGGGCGCGGGCUGCUCUGCUAGGCUGCUGCUGACGGUCGGCUGGCUGCUCCUGGCGGGCCUCCAGUCAACGUGCGGGAUCAACGUCACCGCGAUCCAGGAUCCCAGCUUAGCCCGCGAAGGCGAGGGCGAGCCAGAGGGCGACGAGGAGCCCGAGAACGACAGCGACACGGAGAGCGAGCCCGAGGCUGAGGCCGAGGAUGAUAGUGAGGUUUCAAAUAGCACGAUAGUCAAAGAAGUAGAAUUUGGGAUGUGCACCGUUACAUGUGGUAUCGGUAUUAGAGAAGUUAUAUUGACAAACGGAUGCCCUGGUGGUGAAUCCAAGUGUAUCGUACGAGUGGAAGAAUGUCGUGGACCAGUAGAUUGUGGCUGGGGUAGACCAAUUUCAGAAAGCCUUGAACGUGUAAGGCUUGCAUGUGUUCAUACAUCUCCUGAAAACCGUUUCAAAUAUAUUUGGAGACUUCUAAGGCCAGACCAGCAAGCCAUUAUACUUGCAAAUGAUUCAGCAAUCCUGGAAGUUCAGAGGGAUACUCACCCCAAGGCUUUUGAGUGUGAAACGUUGGAUAAUAAUGAAAUAGUAGCAUCUAUUAGAUUCACAAUCUAUACGACGACUGAAUUACAGAUGAAAAGAGCAAGCCAACCAGACACCGAUGCAGUCCUAGUUUUUGUGCUGACAAUAGGAGUUAUUAUCUGCAUAUUUGUGAUCUUUGUACUGAUCUUCAUAAUUAUAAACUGGACGGCAGUCAAAGAUUUCUGGGGGGCAAAGGCCUCGACAACUGAGAUACAGUCUGAACUGAGUUCAAUGAGAUACAAAGAUUCAACUUCUCUUGACCAGUCACCAACAGAUAUACCUGGACAUGAAGAUGAUGCUUUAAGUGAAUGGAAUGAAUGAUGCAUGCAUGAUGUGUAACAAACCAAAGGAGACUAGAGCGUAUCAGAUUCAUUAUUAUAAAAAUAUAUAGUUAAAUACUUUAA
Molecule: messenger RNA, 1152 nt
Organism: Cervus elaphus (red deer)
Lineage: Eukaryota; Metazoa; Chordata; Mammalia; Artiodactyla; Cervidae
Gene: SPACA1
Product: sperm acrosome associated 1
Exons: 7
Coding region: 170-1069 (299 amino acids)
Biological process (GO): acrosome assembly
Cellular component (GO): acrosomal membrane
Source: RefSeq, a predicted model, not a curated record